AUGGCCAGGAUUCCUGGAGUUGGAAGAUCUUCAGCUUCGCCAUCUCUGGAGAACAAGGAAGACAAUGAAAGUGACGUGGCCCUUCUUAGUCCCAAGGACCCUGACAGGUACCGAAUGUACAAAGAGCCAAUCAACGGGCUUUCCAUCACUCAUUACGAUUUCUCUGCCCCUAAUUACCUCGAUGUUUAUAACAAUAAAGCUGCAGUGUUGAAAUAUGAAAACAAUGUCAUGAACAUCAGGCAGUUUAACUGUUCUCCACACCCUUACUGGCUCCCAAAUUUCAUGGAUGUUUUCACGUGGUCUUUGCCUUUCGUUGGAGAAAAAGUCACAGAGAUGCUGGUCAAUAUUCUCAACAUAUGCUCUGACGAUGAACUGGUUUCAGAUGAUGAAGCAGAAGGCACUUCCGUUCGAAAAGAGAUCAUCAAGAAUAAAAUCAGAGCCAUUGGGAAAAUGGCACGGGUCUUUUCGGUUCUUCGGGAGGAGAGUGAGAGUGUGCUGACCCUCAAGGGCCUCACUCCCACAGGUACACUCCCCUUGGGGGUCCUCUCUGGAGGGAAGCAGACCAUUGAGACUGCCACAGUACAAGCGGUAGAGGCUCGGGAAGCCAUCAGAGGGUAUCCAGCCAAGAUCCGGAGUUUUGAAGAAGCCCGAGGUCUAGACCGAAUUAAUGAGAGAAUGCCACCCCGAAGAGAGGGUGGGCAUCCUGAUGGGCCAGUGAAGAUGGUACACUCACACGCUGCACGAAGGGGCGACCAUGGAAAGAAAGCCCUGAAAUGACUCAGAGCCCGUGCAGCACAGAGGAGUCCCCACCCUGCGAUCAAAUCGCAUUUAUUUAUUAUUGGAAAUGAAACAGAAACAACUCAAACAGCUUAAACGUGGAGGUGCAUUGUAAUUCAGUCGGGUUUAUUCUGUAAGAAAGGUGACCAUUUUAUAAAUUCUUUAAUUUAUGUUCAAUAUAUAUAUAUAAAGUACUUCUGUUUUCUUCCCA
Messenger RNA from Peromyscus leucopus (white-footed mouse), 988 nucleotides. RefSeq names its product serine/threonine-protein phosphatase 2B catalytic subunit gamma isoform-like. Bases 1 to 777 code for a protein of 258 amino acids. Lineage: Eukaryota; Metazoa; Chordata; Mammalia; Rodentia; Cricetidae. The record is from RefSeq and is a predicted model, not a curated record. Gene Ontology annotation, cellular component: cytoplasm; calcineurin complex. Gene Ontology annotation, biological process: calcineurin-mediated signaling. The transcript has 8 exons. Gene Ontology annotation, molecular function: calmodulin-dependent protein phosphatase activity; calmodulin binding.